Messenger RNA from Colletotrichum destructivum, 1452 nucleotides. Its product is annotated as Putative short-chain dehydrogenase/reductase SDR, NAD(P)-binding domain superfamily. Bases 140 to 1051 code for a protein of 303 amino acids. The record is from RefSeq and is a predicted model, not a curated record. NCBI's taxonomy places the organism in Eukaryota, Fungi, Ascomycota, Sordariomycetes, Glomerellales, Glomerellaceae. The transcript is spliced from 3 exons.
UUCCCAACGACCAGCUCCGCCGCCGACCUGCAUAGCGUUGUUCAAUUAAACUCGAGCAUAUUACAAAAUCCUGUCAUUCAGAUCCUGCUCAAUUGAAUCUCACUUCAUCCGUUGUUCAUCUCACAGUCCCAGGCUCACCAUGUCAGACAAGGCGCAGCAAAGACUCCAGGCUUUGGGCAAGCAGCUCGAUGCACCCCCGCCCGUCAAGAUCGCCGGCCCUUCGGCGGCACCCCGAGUCCCUGGCAAGGUCGUCAUCAUCACAGGCGCAAACUCCCUGAUGGGCAUCGGUCGGGCGUCGGCCCACCAAUUCGCCGAGAACGGCGCCCGGGCAAUCUACAUCUGUGACUACGCCGACGACAACCUCGAGUCCCACAAGAAGGAGCUCAACAAGCUGUAUCCCAAGGUCGAGAUCCACACCCGCAGGUUCGACGCCGCCGACGAGAGUGCCGUCAAGGAGGUAGUUUCCCACGCCGUCACCACAUACGGCAGGCUGGACGUCUUUUUCGCCAACGCCGGCAUCACCGGGCCUCACAACCCCUUUACCGAUAUUACUGAGGAGGACUUUAUGCAGAACAUGAGGACCAACGUCUUGAGCGUCUUCCUCGCCGCCAAACACUCGGCCCCCGCUAUGGCCAAGACGUCGGCCGACAAGAAGACUGCCGGCGGCAGCAUCAUCCUCACCGCUUCCGUGGCCGGCAUCCGCUCCAACGCCGGCACGACCCCUUACUCGGCCGCCAAGGCCGCCGUCAUCUCGGUCGCGCAGACGUGCGCCUACCAGGCCGCCGGCACCAACGUGCGCGUCAACGCCAUCUGCCCGGGGCUCAUCGAAACGGGCAUGACGUCGCUCAUGUACGACACGGCCCGCGCCCGCGGCACCCAGAGCAAGAUUGGCCAGAUCAACCCGAUGAAGCGCGGCGGCCACGCCGACGAGAUCGCCCGCGUGGCGCUGUUCCUCGGCAGCGACGAGAGCAGCUACGUCAACGGCCAGGCAUGGGCGGUCGACGGCGGCUUGAGCGCGGGUCACCCGUAUGUGGUUGGCAAGCUUGCGUGAGAAAGCGUGGGGCGAUCGGUGUCCGACAGACGACGAAGAGGAGGGGGGGAAAAGGUAAUGAUCUGUUUAAGGCAUGUACUUGACUUAAAUGUGGGCAACAGGCAUUUGCGUAUCUGUAUAUGUAUGAAUACAUCAUUUCUCCAGAGGGCUGAUAUCAAUGAAUCGUGCCCGCCUGCACAGAGCAGAGCAUGUGACGAGCACGCAAGAGGGUCUGAGGGGCUGGACGAUGCGGGCGGCUGAGGCUAUGGCUCCGGUAUCUGGGGCCGGCUGCACACACAUCGGAAGGAGGUUAAAGCAAUCAGGGAGAGAGACCGGGGCUUUUGGUCCCCAACUGUACUGUGGGCUUCGGUGAGAAACGUCUGGGAGGCCAUUGGGCACGCCGGGAGGGGACGAGGGGAGAC